This is a messenger RNA of Staurois parvus, 303 nucleotides long. Lineage: Eukaryota; Metazoa; Chordata; Amphibia; Anura; Ranidae. The record is from the annotation of a GenBank genome assembly.
UCACUCCACCUUUCUCCAGAAUACAGAAUCACCAGGAUCAGUGGCGUCCCGAGGCAGGUGCGGGUGGUGCGCGCCGCACAGGGUGACACCUACCGCAUUGGGUGACACCGGACCCGCUCCUUGAAAAGGUACGUUGUAAAGCAAGCCAACGAUCCCUGCAGGAUGGAUCAGAUCUGCGGAUUGGGGAGCAUAAUAGAUCGGAGUCUGAUCCAUUAUGCUCAAUCUGCAGAUCUGAUCCAUUCUGCGGGGAUCGUCGGAGGGGGUGUCACCAAGUGUUAUCGCUCCAGGUGACACCAACCCUAG